Fraxinus pennsylvanica is the source of this 1089-nucleotide messenger RNA. The record is from the annotation of a GenBank genome assembly. Lineage: Eukaryota; Viridiplantae; Streptophyta; Magnoliopsida; Lamiales; Oleaceae.
AUGGAUUCUGGUAAUAGUGGGAGCCUGCAGUCAUCUAGUGGUGGUGAUGAAGAGUACGAUUCACGCGCCACCUCUAUCUCAGCUUUCACGAGUAACCCAAAAGCCCAGGUUGGCCCUAUUUCUCUAUCAUCACAACCACUUCAGCCGCUGCCGCCACAAAACCUCACUCACACAACCAUGUUUGAUUCACUCUCAAAUUAUUUACAUCUUCAAAAUCCGAGCUUUCUUUAUAAUCCCAACGUGAUCUUAUCCAAAACCCUAGGAUCUGACCCAUCCACUAAUAUCAUCAACCCUAUACUCUCCUCGUCUCCAUUUCUGGACAUUUUCAGUACUGUUCAAUCACCUACACUUUCUGCAUCACCAGUACCAGCUGCUGUAUCAGGACCUUCUGAUAAUCAUAAUCAUGAUCUUAAUCAAGUUGCACGUAACCCAAAGAAAAGAUCGAGAGCUUCUAGGCGUGCACCAACUACUGUUUUGACUACAGAUACCACCAAUUUCAGAGCCAUGGUGCAGGAAUUCACUGGCAUCCCGGCCCCACCAUUCACUUCUUCACCCUACCAGAGAAGUAGGAUUGAACUUUUUGGUAAACCCACCGUGGCCGUCAGAUCUAGCUCUGUGGAUACUGCACAGCCGCCGUAUCUUCGCCGGCCGUUUCCUCAGAAAAUGCAACCACCAGCAGCUCCUCCGCCGUUGCCGCCACCACCAUUUCUUUCAUCUGCUUCGUCUUCUUUUCUUCACCCUCCUCAAAGUUCCAAUUUUUUCACUUCACUCCUUCAACCCACUAUGAAAUUUCCACUUUCCAACUCGGCCGCCAUGAUCGGCUCUAAAGCUCAAGAUUCAUUAGAAAUUCCUUCAAACUAUUCACAUAUGAAAAUGGGGAGCUUGGAUGAAUAUGCAGUUAGUCCAAGAAAUGGUGAUCAAUUUCAAGCGAGUGGAAAUUACUACCACUUUCCAACGAAUUCUAUGAAUGGAAAGAUGAGUUACUUGGCUAAUUCUUCUCCCAGUUUCCACGGUGAAAAGAGGCCGGAUAGUGUCGCGGCCACAAGGGGUGAAGGUAUGGUGGAAUCAUGGACAUGUUCUUCAGACUAG